AUGAUACUGAAUGCAUCAAGAAUCAUACAUCGUCAGGUGUUAACCCGAAGUGUUAUCGGGCAGGUUCCUGUCCGCUUUCUCAACCUUCAUGAAUAUCAGUCGGCGGAAGUCAUGAGAAAGUUUGGGGUGAAUACGCCUAAGGGAGGAGUUGCUCACACUCCAGAGGAGGCCGAACAAGUGGCAAAAUCCCUCUCGAGUGACAACAUGGUGAUCAAGGCGCAAGUUCUGGCAGGAGGACGUGGUCUAGGAACGUUCAAGAACGGAUUCAAGGGUGGAGUGCACGUUGGGGUGAAAACAGCUGGUGAAAUCAAGGACAUGGCUUCUAAGAUGCUCGGUCAACUGCUGGUGACAAAGCAAACGGGGGCUGCGGGACGUAUUUGCAACACUGUUGCUGUUGUUCAAACCAUCCAAACCAAGUCUGAGAAGUACUUUGCGAUUUUGAUGGACCGGUCAUAUGGAGGCCCUGUCAUUGUAGCCAGUGCAAAAGGUGGUGUCACUAUCGAGGACAUUGCUGCUGCAGAUCCUAGCGCGAUCAUCAAAGAGCCUGUGGACAUCGACACUGGAUUGAAGCCUGGCCAGGCAGAAGCUAUUGCUAAGAAGAUGAACUUCAGCUGCGAGAAAGCUACCAACAUGGCCGCCAAUCAGAUUAAGGCGCUCUACGACACUUUCAUCAAGUGUGAUUGCACAAUGGUCGAGGUCAAUCCCUUCACAGAGACUCCUGAUGGCGAGAUCGUCUGUGUUGAUGCCAAGGUCAACUUCGAUGACAAUGCCGAGUUCAGGCAGAAGGACAUUCAUGCCCGGCGCGACAUCACCCAGGAGGAUCCGCUCGACGUGGAGGCAGCCAAGUUCGACUUGAACUUCAUCAAUCUCGAUGGCAACAUCGCAUGCCUCGUCAACGGCGCUGGACUGGCCAUGGCCACCAUGGACAUCAUCAAGCUGCACGGAGGAUCCCCUGCCAACUUCCUCGAUCUUGGUGGCUCCGUAAAGACCCCGCAGGUCGUCGCAGCCUUCCGCAUCCUCAACUCAGACCCCAAGGUCCAGGGCAUCCUCGUCAACAUCUUCGGCGGCAUCGUUAACUGCGCGACCGUUGCUCAGGGCAUCGUCGACGCUGCCAAGGAGGUCUGGGGAGGCUCUCCCAAGGUUCCACUCGUCGUCCGCCUGCAGGGCAACAACGUUGAAGGAGCCAUGGAGCUGAUGAAGAACUCUGGGAUCAAGUGCAUCCUCGGCGAGGACCUCGAUGAUGCUGCAACCAAGGUGGUGGCUGCUGUGUCUAAGUAGAUCCCUCCGUCCUAUCCUCCAACGUCUCCCUCAUCCAUCUUUUAGUCGAACAAAGAUAAGCAGCAAGA
Guillardia theta CCMP2712 is the source of this 1346-nucleotide messenger RNA. RefSeq lists its product as hypothetical. The transcript is spliced from 17 exons. Gene Ontology annotation, cellular component: succinate-CoA ligase complex; mitochondrion. Bases 1 to 1278 code for a protein of 425 amino acids. The record is from RefSeq and is a predicted model, not a curated record. Gene Ontology annotation, molecular function: succinate-CoA ligase (ADP-forming) activity; ATP binding. Gene Ontology annotation, biological process: succinyl-CoA metabolic process; tricarboxylic acid cycle. Lineage: Eukaryota; Cryptophyceae; Pyrenomonadales; Geminigeraceae.